AUGCCAUCGUCCAAAAUUAAAUAUUCUUCCACCAAAGCCAUUGACAAUUUCAGUCCAAGGGCUUCACUCAUGAAGAUUAUUGGAUACGUAGAUUGUAUAGAAGGACUAAAAGAAUUGCCAAAAUCUGCCUCGAAGUGGAUCCAUAAAUGCAUACUGAACAACAAUGAUGGCAGGAGGGUUCGCAUCAUAUUUUGGGGAGAUGACGCCUUGAAAUAUAAUGACGAGCUCAAAAUGUAUCAGAUUUUAAAAAUUACGGGAAGUACGAUUAAAGAAGCCAAUGCAAUGUAUCGAAGAUCGGGGGAUACAGUCGGUAACAAGGAGUUCCAGUUUGGACGUGGAAGUACCAUUGAGACCCUGGGGGGCUUCAAAAUUGCAAAUGGAGCUGGUGGAGGGACAAAGGCAAUAACGUACACACCAAUCAAGAUGGCAGAAGUGUGUGAAGCUCGGCACCCAGUUAUGGUCACUGGAUGGCUGAAAGAGCAUUUCAGGAGCAUCACAACGUCCAAUGGGACCUCAUACGGAUGUGGUCUAAUUUGUACUGAGGUUCAUCAAAUGACAGUCCAUAUUGCCACAUUUGUCCCUAGAGAGGAUUUGAUCGCAGGGAUGAAAAUUGCAGUCAAAGGAACAAUUGACCGUCGAUUUGAUGCUUUCGUCCUCCAUACAAGCAGCAUGGAUGGAAUAACAAUUGUCCCCGGAGCUGAAGUCAUGAGUGAAGAUGAGAUGGACGAGGCAGUUGAAUCGCCCCCAUUAGUUCUCAAGAGAGAAGUAGACGUAUCUUCACAGCCGACAGACGAGAAAAGUGAUAACGGUCGAAUAGCCUCAGCAGCUAGAGCCACAAAAAAGAGGAAUAUCGAAGUAUCGAUCAGUUGA
Messenger RNA from Diachasma alloeum, 870 nucleotides. RefSeq lists its product as uncharacterized. The record is from RefSeq and is a predicted model, not a curated record. The coding region runs from base 1 to 870 and encodes 289 amino acids. NCBI's taxonomy places the organism in Eukaryota, Metazoa, Arthropoda, Insecta, Hymenoptera, Braconidae. The transcript is spliced from 4 exons.